Ruditapes philippinarum (Manila clam) is the source of this 2187-nucleotide messenger RNA. RefSeq names its product growth hormone secretagogue receptor type 1-like. Bases 556 to 1869 code for a protein of 437 amino acids. NCBI's taxonomy places the organism in Eukaryota, Metazoa, Mollusca, Bivalvia, Venerida, Veneridae. Gene Ontology annotation, cellular component: membrane. Gene Ontology annotation, biological process: G protein-coupled receptor signaling pathway. Gene Ontology annotation, molecular function: G protein-coupled receptor activity. The transcript has 3 exons. The record is from RefSeq and is a predicted model, not a curated record.
CAAACGGAAAAAUCCAAUAGAUUGUAAGGAGUAACACCAGAUAUUUGUAACCACAUUUCUGUAAGCUCCAGAGAUGUUAUUGGCGCUACUACCAUUGAUAACAGAGAAGCGAUAUCGCUUUGUUCGCGCGCAUUCAUAUUUUCAUAAUUGGAAUAGCUUUACGUCUGAACAUACGAAUUUAUAUUUAAGAAUGUAAAAGUUUCUUAAAACAUUGCUGAAUUGAUAGAUUAAAGCUGUGUUAAAAAUUCAAUUUAAGUUUAAGGAGCUUAUUUAAAAAAAACUACUUAAAAACAAUUAUGCAUAAAUGUGAUAAUAGAACAAAAUGAACAGACAUGAAUAAAAAGGGUUUAUAUUGUCUAUUGAAAUGACAAGGUUAUAUAUAUCGCGCUGUAAUUAAUUGUUUACUUAUGGACAAUAUUUAGAAAUAAUCAACAAUAUUUCAAAUGGUUAAACAUUCAUUGAAACUACGGUCGAAUAUAUCUUACAGACCAAGGACUUAUACAUCACUUUGCAUGAGCGAUUUUUCCUAAAAGAUCGUACAAGCUGUUGACCAUCAUGUCGUUACACAAAUUCGAUUUACCCUCAGGGGGAGAUUGUACUAUUAAUGUAACGUCCUUGAUGCUCCAACUCGGCAAUAUUAGUGCUCUUGCCGAAUCGCAACAAACAGAACUGUUUUCACAGGUGAAACAAGCUUGUAAUCCUGAAAACCACAAUCAGUGGAAAAGCGACUUGUAUAAAGACUUCCCAGAAUAUAUGGUUCCAAAUCGUUUUUUAUCUUUGUAUGUUCCUCCUGUAUUGUUGGCCCUUGGAACAUUUGGUAACCUCCUCUCUUUCAUAAUAAUGGCCAAAAGUAUGCUUAAAGUGAGUACAUACAGUUAUCUUGCUGUCCUAGCAAUCAUGGAUAUUUUAGUGCUUUAUGUCGGGCUACUGAGGAUGUGGGUUGGCCAGUUUUCAAUGGAUGUUCAGCAUACAUCAAACGCUAUGUGUAAAUUAGUGAAUUUUCUCGGAUAUGUGAGCAGUGACACAUCUGUUUGGCUAAUUGUAGCCGUGACAAUUGAACGAUUUAUUGCUGUGAAGUUUCCGCUCAGAGCUCCGCGCAUGUGCAAUGUCCAUCGUGCUAGAUUUGUCAUUUUGUUAAUAGUAACAAUAAUAUGUUGCAUUAACGCCCACAUUAUCUGGACUGUUGAGCUUCAAUAUAUAUCAAACAAUGGUACAAAAUGUGAUGCAAGUUUAAUACAUCUAGUUCUUGUUAAAGACGUGUGGCCUUGGGUGGAUGCGGCAAUAUACUCAUUUGUGCCGUUUUAUGUUAUCUCUAUUCUCAAUUCGCUCAUAGUUAGACAAGUACUUUUUGCGAGAAAGCGACGUUCACAAAUGCAGCACGUAGAGCUUACGUCAAAAUAUAGCAGUUUUGUGAAUAAGUCACAGCUUAAGAAGUCAAACGAAAGCAGUAAGAAGCUAACUAUUAUGUUGCUAGCAGUAUCUUUUACGUUCUUGCUAACAACAUUACCAAUGAAUCUGCUGCAAAUCGUGUCCGCGUUCUUUGGAUCUGUUGCAGAUGAUGCUAAAAGAUUUGCACAAAUGACACUCGGACGGACAAUUGUUGAACUGCUGAUGUACGUAAAUCACAGUAUCAAUUUUUUCCUGUAUUGUGCAACAGGUCGGAAGUUCCGACGUCAAGUUAAAAUAAUGGCAUGCCUUUGUUGUUCGGGCAAACUCAUGCAAUAUUUGAAGCGUGAGCGCAGAAGAGGUGGAGGGGGUAGUCCAACAACAAGCUACCGACUGUCUAGGCUGAACUCAUUUUCAAGCCCAAGGUCCGUUGUCAUCGAAAAUGACAGGCGAUUUAUCGUUGGAAAUAAUGGAAAAGUUUAAGAUUGUAAUUUAUUUGAUUGUAAAUAAAUCAAAACAAUGCAUAAAGUUAUCUUUAUAUGUUUAUGGGCCUUCGCUUGUUUAAUAAUUGCAUUGAUUUAAUAAUAAUCAUUCUACAACUUUAUGAUCUUUUUUGCUGAAAACCCGGACAAGUUUGUGAAACAAACGAGGAUAGACAUUAGAGCAUACUAGUGGAAAACUCAUUUCUAAAAUUAGUGACUGAAACUUGUUGUUUGAUUUCGUUAUAGAAACUGUAUGGUGUAAAUGCAAAAGAGAUAUAUAGUGCUUACAAAUAUAUCAUUCAUUAAAAUUAGUAUCUUU